Molecule: messenger RNA, 1059 nt
Organism: Caenorhabditis briggsae
Lineage: Eukaryota; Metazoa; Nematoda; Chromadorea; Rhabditida; Rhabditidae
Exons: 6
Coding region: 1-1059 (352 amino acids)
Biological process (GO): acetyl-CoA biosynthetic process
Molecular function (GO): acetyl-CoA synthetase activity
Source: RefSeq, a predicted model, not a curated record
AUGUCGCUUUUCAAGAAAUGCGUCGACUUGAAUCCGAAUUUUCGAAAACCGCUGGAUAUUGGAUUGAUUUGGGAAGGCAACUAUUGGGACGAUCAAGACGUACACGACUGCUGUGACGUGGAUUGGGAUACUGUAGAUAUUCUAAUCCGGAAAAUCUCUAAAUCUCUUCAUUUACAAACGGCUCCAGAAGAAUCUGGAAAUUCUGAAAAUCCCAAAAACCCCCAAAAAAUCCUCAUUUUUCUCCCAAAAAUCUUACAACUUCCUCUGACAAUUCUAGCUGGAUAUCAUGCUGGAUUUCAAGUUUCGAUUAUGAAUCCCCUAACGACGAAAUCGAAAAUUUUGAAAUCAGUAAUUUUGGCUGAAAAUCCGAAAUUCCUGAUAUCGGUGGACGCAUUUUGGCAGGCUCAGGAGCUUAUUGAGGUCAAAAAUGCGAUUGAGCCAAUCAUCUCCUCCAUCUCCUCCACCCAAUUGCUCAUUAUCCGCCACGUGUCACCAAAUCCCGGAGUUCCGCCCCCAAAAAAGCAUUUUCCGGCGCGCCGCCCGUCCUACCGUACCCAGUUAGAUCUGCAUGAUGGACGCGACUGGGAGUGGAGUACUGUAAUGGCUGGGAUUACUGUAGCAAAAGUUCCAGAAGAUUCCUCUUUUGCCUGGAAAGAUGACGAUGUUAUUUUCACAUUUAUCAAUGAAAAUGGAAAAUCCCAUCCCGUGAGCCACACCGAGCUACUCGACGCACUUGAAGCACGAAAAGUGGGUCUCGAAGCGAAAAUUGGAAAUAACAAUCAUGUUGAAAAUUUCCUGGUGCUCGAUUUCCCCGAAAAUUUGAACUCCCUGGUGGAUUUGCUGAUUCCAUGGUAUAUGGGAAAAACCUUGACUUUGUACGAAGGUCCUCCAAACUACCCAGACUCCUCCCGUCUAGCCCAAAUCAUCUCCAAGCACAAUGUCAACAUGGUCCUUGGAGAAAGCUCACCAAUCCCAAAUCCCGAAUACCUAAAAUUCUUCAAAGUUCCAAGUCUGAAAUUCAUCGUAUCCCCUCAAUUAUCCAACUAUUUUAAGUCAUAA